CUGCUGGACUGAGCGACGUCGGUGAGCUGGUCGGUCUGAGAGUGAAGGCGACUGGAAUGCUGAGGAAAAAGAGCUUGCAACGCCCACCUUAUAUAUGCGCGCUGCCCACGGCGAGGUGCAGUGGAGUAAAAAACGGGGGGCACGCUCGCCGUUUACUCCAACGCCCAAGGCAGGGUUGCGACGCUGGGAAGCACGUCAGCCGUCCCGCAGCAGGGUGUUGGCGACAUCGGGGCGACACGUUCGCCUCUUGUUGACGAUGUGCUCGCUUGUCGUGACGACUUCACGACGAUGUUGUAAAACGCUAUGUGUCGAGGCGCUGCGAGAGUGGAGUCGAAGUCAGCGUAGCGCCACAAAUGGAUCAAUGAUGAUUAUUUGCGCGUGUUUGUCCGUUUAGUUGCUGGCGAUCCUUAAGGAAUGGCAGGGCUCUCGCCAGUGGGAUGGAGCAUCGGUAUACGA
Schizophyllum commune H4-8 is the source of this 456-nucleotide messenger RNA. RefSeq lists its product as uncharacterized. The transcript has a single exon. Bases 95 to 394 code for a protein of 99 amino acids. The record is from RefSeq and is a predicted model, not a curated record. NCBI's taxonomy places the organism in Eukaryota, Fungi, Basidiomycota, Agaricomycetes, Agaricales, Schizophyllaceae.